AUGUUUUCCGGCCUACUAGCGGCCAGGACGGCUGUCUCCAGAAUUGUGUCCUAUUCUGCUAUUCCAAGAUUGCCUUUGCUCCGUCAAUCUAUGUCUCCAAUGCUCGGAAUAAGUCGUUCUAUUAGCAUUAGCACACCUAGAUGGGCUACUUUAAAUCAAAUCAAAAGAGGUGUUGAACCGCCAAAACGCAAAAAGGCCACCGUCUCGCCCGAUCUAUACCAAUGCCCGCUUCGCAAAGGUGUGGUCCUCAGAGUGAUGGUCCUAAAGCCCAAGAAACCUAACUCUGCGCAGCGAAAAGCGUGCAGAGUGAGACUCACCAAUGGAAAGAUGAUAUCUGCGUAUAUUCCUGGCGAAGGUCACAAUGCUCAAGAGCAUAGUAUAGUGUUUGUUCGUGGGGGUCGUUGCCAGGAUUUGCCAGGUGUCAAAUACCGUGUCAUUCGCGGUGGGGGCGAUCUAAGCGGUGUGGUCAACCGGAUCACAUCUCGUUCCAAAUACGGGGUUAAAAAGCCUCAAAAGGCUUAG
Molecule: messenger RNA, 522 nt
Organism: Lachancea sp. 'fantastica'
Lineage: Eukaryota; Fungi; Ascomycota; Saccharomycetes; Saccharomycetales; Saccharomycetaceae
Source: the annotation of a GenBank genome assembly